Messenger RNA from Lingula anatina, 20594 nucleotides. RefSeq lists its product as uncharacterized. Gene Ontology annotation, molecular function: ATP binding; ABC-type transporter activity; ATP hydrolysis activity. Gene Ontology annotation, biological process: lipid transport; transmembrane transport. Gene Ontology annotation, cellular component: membrane; intracellular membrane-bounded organelle. NCBI's taxonomy places the organism in Eukaryota, Metazoa, Brachiopoda, Lingulata, Lingulida, Lingulidae. The record is from RefSeq and is a predicted model, not a curated record.
UAUUAUCUUUUCAUCGCCGGUACGACGUCAUGUUGGUAAAGCCUAUCGGAACAGGAUCUAUUUACAGUAUUUAUUCUGCUUAUACAUAACGUCGCAAUUCCAGUUCCUGUUUAUGAGAAAAAUUUUCAUAACGGUCAUUCUGAUCUGCUCACUAAACACAACUUUUGCGAAUCAAUCAGACAAAACUGACGUGGCUAUUUGUGUCUUCUGGGGCAUAUUGACCGAAUACUCUUAACGCGCUCUGGUUCACACCACAGGCAAGGUGCAAAAACCGGGUCAGCGUCUUUUAUGUGAGAAACUUAAUUGUCCACCACCAUCGCAAGUAUUUCACAACCGCAAAGCACAAGGAGUAUAGAAUUGGCACGGAGUAACGCCCAGCGUAAAGAGGCAGUCACGAGCACUUUCCUUUGUUCUGCUUUUGUGUAAACGUUUACUUUUGGGUACUUUCGCGUUCGAUCGAUCCGCCGUAGAAAACAAACAGGAUUAACUGGGACGGGCAUGGGCAUACUAUAGCUGAUUAUUAUUCGACGGCGGAGUUGAGAGACUGUGAAAACGUUUCAAGCCGCCACUUCCCCCUAACAAGCCAAUCAUGGGGGCUCUCGGGCAGUUUGGACUUAUAUUAAAGAAGAAUUUUAAGCAAAAGCUUCGGCAACCGGUUCUUUUGCUUCUGGAAAUUCUGUGGCCCAUUGCAUUAUUUGUUGUCGUGGCUCUGAUCAGACAGCAGACGUUACCUCAGUAUAUUGGAUCAUGUGAAUUUGGAGAGCGGGCCAUGCCCAGUGCAGGGGUUCUUCCAUUUCUACAAUCUUUUGUAUGUAACAUAGACAACAAAUGCCAGUCUAGAGCACAGGUGGAGGAGUCCGUACUUGCCAGUGCCAGGGUUUCACAAAUUUUUGAGGAAAUACAACCCAUACUAGAUAAAGAGUCGACCACUGGAGAAGUGUUGCAAGACCUUCCGAAAACAGUGCAACUUGUGGAUUCCUUAAAUGAAGCUUUUCAGGAUGAGGAUGUCCAGAAAAUACUCAAGGCUGACUUGAAAGUGAGAGACCUUUUCAAAAGUCCCGAAGAUGUAAAAAAUUAUCUGACAACCCAGGCGGGUGUCUUGGCUCCAGACAUUGUGGAGGCCGUAUUAAAUUCAUCCCUCAAUGUCAGUAAGCUCUAUGACUUAAUAGGCUACAGGGACUACAAGGGCAUAGUCUGCAGCCCAACCCGUCUCAAGGAGUACCUGCUGUUUCCAAGGGGAACAGACGUGGAUGUUGUCAGCAGCAGUAUGUGUAACAUCAAUGAGGAUCUUAUCCCACAGAUAGUGGAAGAACUGCAGCGACAGAUCAGUGUCACCAAAAUCUUAAAUCUGGCUAGUGAGAUGACGGGAGCCAUUGCUAACAUCACAGAGAUGGAAAUCCUUCAUGAUGUAGCCGCCAUGAUGAAACUUUUGACCAACAUGUCCUCCCUUCAGCCACUGAUGGCCAAUGUCCCCCAGCUCCGUGAAGCCAUGGGCUGGCUGCGUAAUGUCGCAAACUUCAUACAGUUGAUGCAGAACCCAAUUUCUGGCAAUAUGGAUUUCAAUUUCAUUGGUCGGUUUCUGAAUGACCUUGACCCACUGAUCACCCAGUGGACACAGAACAGCCCAGUGUGGACAGACAUCAAGAGGGGCAUUAAGGUUGGACAGGCCAUUGCUAACUGGACCAGCAAUGGACUCCAAGUCAUUCCAGAUACAAAGAUCACAUUCUACAACCUCUUCCCUGAGGGAACCACCAUAGCAGAGUAUAUCAAUACCACCCUAAGACUGGCACCCUAUGUACAACAUACUCUGUUUGCUUCUACUGUCAAUAUGAAGAAGCUCCAAGAAAUGUUAGCCCAAAUCCAGCAGAAUGUCAGUGUCCAGCACCUGUACUGUGUUGACCCUGGCUACAUCAGCAUCUUUGAGAUUACACAUGAAGAGGAUCGUCCUGUCUUGCAAGAGCUGCAGGAUGCCCUCUGUAGGAUUAAUGUCUCUGCUGCUUACAAUGAUGAGCUGAUGAAGGCUUUUAAAGUUGAUCAGCUGAUUCAUCAGGUUCAAACUCUCUCUAACACAUCUAUCCAACUUGGAAACCUAGACUGGACUGAGCUGAUCCAGACCUAUCAAAACUUGGCUAAACAUCAAGCUGAGUUCAAUGAGUAUAUUGAAACCAUUGUGAAAAUGUUUGCAAAUGUCAGAUUUGAGGACUUGGCACAUGAUUUUCAAAAUCUCUGGCAGAGAAAUCUUGAGAUGUGGAUUAAUGGAACACAACCCACAAAUCUUGAGGACAUGUUCCUUCCCUACCUGCAAGGCUUCCAAAUGACAAUGCAAGCGAUGCCAAUAUGGGAUGAGGCUAAGAGAUGGAUGGUUGCUGUAGAUAUUGGCAUGGAGAUGGCACACAGUGGAGUAAGAAUGUACACUGAAUUUAUUCCAUACCUUUAUCACCUGAUCAGGAAUGACACUGGUGUCCAGCAGACAUUCAGAAAGGUCUUGGCCCUGGGUCCUGAUGUAGCACCAUCUGUCAUGACAGCCCUGACCUCUUAUGGAAAUACUCAGUUGCUUAUGGCAGAUCCUAUGAACAUUCAGAAGAUCCUUUGUAACAUCACAGCUUUGAGACAGGCAGCCUCUCUUCCUCGACUCCCCAAUGAUGAAGUGGUUGAGAGGAGCUUGUGUGAUAGUAACCUGACAGCCGUCAUUGUACAACUGCAGAAACAUUUCAACAUUUCCCAGUACAACAAUAUGACAAUGAUGAUAAUGGCUGCCUUCAACAUGAGCACUCCAGAUAACUCUCCACUGUGGAAGAGAGCGAAUAUGACUGCUAUGUGGACCAGAGCUCAGGGUUUAGCUGAGGCCAUGCUGUCAGCCCCCAAUAAGACCAUGGAGACCUAUGCCUUGCUGUAUAACAUGGAUAUAUGGAAAGAUCUGCUGCAACUCAAUAAGACUGCAAUGGCAGAAUGGGAGAAAAUGCUGCAGAGCUGGGCUAAUCCUAAUAAUAUCAUUAACAUGGUGGUGUCAGCCAUGCAGGCCUAUGGACCAAUGAUGGAACAGAACACAGAAAUGUGGGCAUUUGUAGGGCCUAUUGUCCAGUCUCAGUAUGACUAUAUGAUGUUGAGUGACCAACAGUAUGAUUUCCUUCUUGGCAUAAUGAAUGGGACAGGCUACAUUGGGAAGAUGAUGGAUUACCUGUUCCAAUAUGGCCCUGAGCUCAUGGAGACUGUUGCCAAGGCGAUACAGGAACCAGAAAGAAUAUCCGAGUUUUCAAGACACAUCAGUGACAUGGGCAAUAAUGUGGACAUGAAGGUGAUGUUCUGUGAUACAAAUGCAUUUGAGGAACUUCUGCAGCCUCCAUCCAAAAUACCCAUGGCAGAAAUGAAAACUUUCUUCUGCACAAUGAAUGACACUGCUAUGAUGGCAGAGAUCAACCAAUUCACGAAACCUAUGGAAAAGUUUAUGCAGCAGAUGGAACAAAUGUUCAACAUGUCUGCGUCUCGGGAAGCACCCAAAAACUUUGACUGGGAGGGCCUUGGUGCUCUCACAAAGAGCAUGUAUGAGAAAGCAAUGCAGUUUUCAACAGCUGUGGGUUCAUCUCAGAGAUACAAUAUGACAGCUCUGGUCAUGCAGAUGAUGAGUAUGGACUUCAGUGCCUAUGGUCAGUCCUAUGCUAAAGUAUGGUCAGAAAUGGGAAAUAUCUACAGCCUUAGCCGAGACCUAGGUAACCUUAUGACAAUGUUGGACAAUCUGACAGCCAGUGACCCUGUAGCUGGAAAUGUGUGGAACUCUGUCAAGGCCAGCAUGAUGACCUUCAAUGAAUGGCUGGUUUACUCCACCAAGAUGUUGCGUCAAAUGAACAAAACUGGUGAGUUUGAUGUGUUCAGUUUGUACAACUCCAGUGAGUUCAAUAAGAUCCAAACUGCAUUAGAAAACUCCCCUGAGAUCGUGGACGUCCUGUUACACACAAUUGGAGGAAUGGCAGAGGACCCAGCAAAGGCCUUUAUUCUGACAAACAUUCCAUUGGAGAAGAUUUGUAUGAACAUGACAAUCUUUGAAGCAGUGGUUGUGGUGCCCCCUACAGUCCAUGCUGAUAUGGCCACCAUUCACAAAUAUGUGUGUGACCUGAACAUCAACUUCACUAUUCUCCUGGAAGAAAUAAGCCAAAGCUCAACUGAGAUGAGAGCAAUUUCAUCUUUGAUUGAGGCCACAGCAAGAGGACAGAAAGUGGAAGGACUGAAUAUUACUGCACUAGUAAUGAACUAUGGCAAAUAUCAGGGACUGAUAGAGGCAGUAAUCAGGAACCCUCCAACCUUCAAAUUUGGUGAGGAAACUGACUGGAUGAAUGUGUCAGUGUGGAAUGAUUUGUGGCUCAGGUUUUCUGGUGGACUGGAGGCUCGUACUUCUAUGUUACAGAAUCAGAGUGGCAUAUACAAUGUUUUGACAACACAGCUGAUGCCUGCUGUGGAACAGAUGCUGCUGCAGCUUAACAUGUCAGACUCAGCCAAGUCUCUGCUGCACUCAAUGAAUGGAGUCAUGGACCUGGUGAAAAACAGUAUUUCUCUCUCUGCAGGCAAUCCUUAUGCUUUCUUCACAUUGGCCAAUGAUACGGUGGAACUCAAAAAAUUAAUGUCUUUGAUGGAAAUGUCUCCAGAGAUAGCGGAAGUGAUCAUGUACACUGUUGUAGACCCAGUUAAGUCCUCCACUUUGAGCGGGAUGUUCACCAACAUAGAGACUAUGUGUACUAAAGAUCUUGGUCAGUUCCUGGUCAUCCCUGCCCACUCAAAGGUCAACAUCAGUGCUGUGCAGCACACCCUGUGCACUGUGAACUACACCGUGGUGUUACAUGAACUCCAGGAACUCAACGACAAGAUGUACGGCUCUUGGAGUAAUGUGAUGAGUUUGUUCAAUGUCACCAAUGUCCCAGAGAACACCACACAAAAGUUCAUCAUGAACAUCCACAACAUCCAGCAGCAAGUGGAGGAGAUGAUCAAGACUUUCACUGGGAACCAUACCGCCACCCCAGCUAUGGCAGUACCAUCAUGGCUGAAUGAAACACGCUGGCAGAACAUGAUUGAUAACUAUGUACAUCAUGUGCAGAAUCUGAACAUGACUAACAGCAUCCAAGCCACAAUUGAAGGUUUUGGCCCCAUGUUAAUGAGCCUGCUUACAACAGACAACAGCACUGCCGGCUAUCAGGUCCUCCAGGCAGUGAAUAAUGCCUUGGUACAGAUGAAAGUUUCACUUGGGUUUAUGUCAGGUACUUUUAACAUUGAAGAAUUGCUUGGAGGCGGCCAGGAAACCUGGAGAGUAGUAAAACUCUUAGAACACUCACCAGAAUUAGUAGAGACAGGCCUCAACUCCUUGUAUUUAAACCCAGAGAAGUUAUGGCCCAUGAUUGAGAGACUAGCAUUCAAUCCAGCAACCUGGACUAGCCCUGACAAUAUGAAAAAUGCCACUUGUACAGGGGACUGGAAUGACUACAUGACUCCAGCACCUGGCUCCACCUUUAAUAUCACUUCUGUCCAGAUGACCCUCUGUGGAGCCAACUUUACUGUUCUACUGGCAGAAUUAACUAAUGUAUUCAUGCCACAGGGCCCUGCUGAUGGCAGCUUUGACUUCAAAGAAUUUGGGGCAAACCUACAAGAAGUUACAGAUUUGUACACUAAGUACAUCCAAAGUUUUUAUGCCCCUACUGUGCCCACAGCAAUGCCCACAAUGCAAUUGCCAACAUGGAUGAAUGGUUCUGUGUGGUAUGAUAUAAUGGGCAGGUUUGCGGAGAGACUGCAACAACAACUGAUGUCUCAAGAUGUGUCUCAGAUAUUUGGUCUGUUAGAGAAGAUGUCUCCAUAUCUGGGCAGUGAGUUUGGAAUGAUGUUCACCGAACAAAACAGAAUUAUCAGCACAACAACAGCUGUUAUGGAUAUUCUUCUCCAGAAGUUGCAUAUGUUAAAUACUACCCACGGACAGCUCUCUGACUUCUUUGCCCAAUCCCCUGAAACUAAGAAACUGCUGGCCAUGCUCCGCAGCUCUCCAGACAUUAUGCAGGUCUUGAUGUAUUCCCAAAGUAAUGAAAAGUUUAUGGGAUUAUUUGGAGAGAGUGCAGCUUCAGCUCUGACUAAGAUCUGUACCCCAUCUCCUUAUUCCAACAUCUCUGACUACUUCAACAUUCCUGCUGGCUCCAACAUUGAUCUGGAGGCUCUGAAAUUGGAGUUCUGCAAAAUCAACGUCACAAUGCUUUAUGGGGAACUUGUAAAAGAGUUCAACAUCCAAGCUAUAAUUAAUGCAUUUAACAGCAACCAGUCAACAAAUUAUACUGCCUAUGCCAUGAAACAACAAGAGCUACAGGCCUUGAUCACAGAAUGGGCCACAAAUCCACCUAAGUUUGUUGUAGAUCCUGCCUGGAUGAAUGGAACACAGUGGCUGGAGAUUUUGGUCAAAUAUUCUGAGAGUCAGAAUGAUCCACUGAUGGCUCUCAGGCAGGGUGCAGCUGGUUUGGGUGCUUUAUUCCAAGCCUUUGAAAAUGACACCACUUUUAAUGAAGUGAUGUUGGUGCUGAACACAUUGAUCAAAGUGACCAACCAACACGUUUCCACGUGGGCAGGAAAGAACCUUACUCUGGCAGACAUCUUCUCGGACACCCCUGCUUUACUGGACUACCUGACCACAACACUGGACAUUGCACCACAGGUGGCCGAGGUGCUCCUGCAGGCCUCUGUGAGUGACCCACUUGUAGUUAUGAAGGCAAUGAGCUAUGGGAACUGGAGGGACUUUGUAUGCAAUGAAACCCAUGGAAUUAGCACAGUCUUGAGAGUACCUGCUGGUGUGAAUGUCACUGCAGUAGCAGCACAUGUCUGCAAAUUCAACGAGACUGUUAUUACGUAUGAAGUAAUGAAGAAACUUGGCCUUGACACCGUGAUCGCCAAGUUGAAUUCCAGCGUUCCAGUGAAGGUCAACUGGAGAGAGGUUUUGGAAGGAUCCAUGGAACUCUCCCAGCAUGUCCAGACCUUGCUUCAGAAGCAGCCUAACUUCCAGGUCCCACAGCUGGACGUGGCCCAGUUCGAGGCCAUCUGGAAAAAGUUUGUCUCCCAGAUGGAUGUCUCUAAUAUAAACCAAUGGAUAGAGACUGCCAUGAUGACCUUCGCCCAACUUUCAGAAACUCAGAACCUAAAUUUCAUUGAAACUUACUUCAAGUCUGGUCAGGUCUUGAUGGAGUACUUGAACACGAUGCUGGGUCACUUCAGACCAGAGGGAGGCGUGAUAAGAUUGGGAAAUAUCUUCAAGAACGUCACUCGCGUCAGAGAUAUGAUGGAGAUGGUACUCCACCUGGCGCCUGAUGUGGUCAAUGCCAUGAUGUCAGCUAGCAUCAGGAUGGAGAAGGCUGUCCAGUGGUCUCAGCUGACCCCAGCAGAGAUGGACGCUGUGUUCUGUAGCGAGGCCAAGCUGUUGGAAUACUUCUACUUCCCCGACACCUUUAACACCUCAUAUGCCAUCAGGGCACUGUGUGGCACCAACUGGACACAGUUAGGGCAAGUGCUGACCGAUGAGCUGGACAUACCCCAACUGAUUAAUAAUCUUAUGGCAGCAUUCAAUGGCAGUGGCACCUUCAACAUGGAGAGGUACAUGCAGGUGUCCCAGGAGAUCAGUAACACCAUCAUGCAGAUGGUCAAUGCCACUCACUUGGAGUUUAAUGGGAGAGAUGUCACCAAGUUCUUCACAGGCUUUAAUGGUACCCUGUCUCCUAGCACCCUGCUGACUGUCACACAGAACCUGCCUGCACUCACCGUGGAAACAUUUGGUAUGUUCCUGGACCAAUUGACCCCAUUCCUGGAAAAUGUCACCUUCUGGAGAGAUACAAAACCAACCCUAGAAAUCAUGAACAUCUUGGCAAGAGUGAUGAAUAAACAGCUAGAUGGACUGAUAAGUGGAAACCCUGUCACCAUGGAAACACUAUUUAAGAAUGCUACCCACUUUACUGAUGUGAUGAGGAAGGCAUUUGCCAUCACCCCUGAUAUCAUUAGGGUCCUCAACUAUGCAGCAGUUGAUCCACUCAAGAUUGGUGAAGCAAAAAGUGCUGAAGACCUGCAAGCUGUGUUCUGUUCACCAUCCACUGUGCUGCCACCUGGUAUCAAUGAGACCGCAGUGAGGAUGGUGCUCUGUGGCACCAACAUCACAGCCAUUUAUGUGGAGAUGAUGAACCAGAUUAAUUAUGUGGCCAUUGCUGAUGUGUUACACAAAGCCAAUUCAGGAAUGGACUUGGGUCCAUUUAACUGGACUUCUACUCUGGGAGAAAUGUACAAGCUCGGAGAAAAACUGGGUCUUGUCUUCACCAAUACCUCCUACCUUAGUGUUCUGGCCCAACCUGAGUUCUACAUGUUCAAUGGGGAUUUUAACACCUGGAUGAAAAAGCUGGAAAAUGCCAGCAUGCUGAAUACACGGGAGAUGAUGAUUGUAAUUGGAGCACAGUUGAACCAGAUGACACCUUUGUUAGAAACCACAGAUUUCUGGAGAAUGCAGCUUAGGCCACAGUUGGAGAUUCAGAGGAUUUUGAUCAAUGUGAUGGAGAAAAAAUUAGAAGGGCUACCACAACCAGCCACCACCUGGACCAUGGAGACCUUCUUCAAGAAUUCCUCCAACUUUGUUCACUUCAUGGAGAAGGCAUUUGAAGUGGCUCCAGACAUCACCAAGGCCUUUACUUAUGCCCAAGUGGAUCCACUGAAGAUUGCUGCUGUGACAGACCCAGCAGACAUUCAGGCGUUGAUGUGCGGUGAUGCCACCACUUACCCUGCCACAGUUAACGUCACUGCCGUCAAGGAGGUCCUGUGUAAAACCAACUUUACAGCAGUCUAUGUGGAAUUUAUGAAUGAAAUCAACUACCCAGCCAUUGCUGAAGUGAUCUACAAGGCAAGUAACAACAUCUCAAUGGGACCAUUCAACUGGACUGAGGUCCUCCUUGGUUCUCUGAGACUGGGAGAGAGAUUUGGAGUCGUCUUCACCAACAUCAAUUUACCCAAAGUACAGGAUUUCUUUAAUUUCCAUGGCAACUUCACUGCAUGGCUGGAAAGGAUGGCAACAGCAUCAACUCUCAACAACGAGGAUAUUGUAGCAAUGGUUGCAGCUUAUAUGAAGAGCAUCACACCAGCCAUACAGAACAUGUCUGGUGGGAAUGACCUCCUCAUGUUCUUCAAGGCAAUGGAUUUCCUGACUGAGACCCUGACUGACAGACUCCGAGAGUUCCAAGCCCAACCAAUCACUCUGGAAGUACUCCUGAAGAAUGCCACCCAGCACAUUGCGCUGUUGAGAGCUCAGUUGAACUUGGAUGACGAAACUAUCCAGACACUAAUGACGGCCAGGUUCAGACCCAACAAGUUGGCAGAAUUGGUGGCUUCACCAAACCCAGACCAGAUCCUGUGUACAUCAAGUAUAGAGGAACUGCUAGAGCUUCCUUCCAAUGCCACCAUGAGCCUGGACCAGCUCCAGCAAACCCUAUGUCAACUGAACACCACUGUGUUACAGCAGGAAUUCUUGAGCCAACUCAAUCUGCAGCAGCUCAUUGAUAUGAUUGUGAAUGGCAUGACCUCGGCUGAACCUGUACAAAUUGACUGGAUGGCAGCCAUUAGACACGCCCGUGAAUUAGAAGCAGUGAUCCGGCAGAUGAUCCAGAAUCCACCAAAAGUGGACCAAGAGCUCAUGAGCAUUGUCAACAUCACUAACCUGGGCCCAGUGUUUGCCAGGUUCGCUGAACAGUGGCAGACGGCAUUGACAAAUGUUGAUUUUAAUUCGUUAGCUGCCAUUAUGCAGAGUCUGAGUCCUAUGAUGCAGAACACAAGUUUUGGACGAGAAACCAUCAAAUAUCUCAGAAUAAUGGACCUCAUUAUUGAUGUCCUCAAUACACGACUUGAAGAAAUGCAAGGGAAACCUUUGAGCUUGAACAGUCUGCUGCUCAAUGUUACAAGUCUGGUGAACGUAAUGGAAAAUGUACUGAACAUAGACCCCAGUGUUGUACAGACUUUCCUCACUGCUAAUGUAGACUCAGCCAAGUUGAAUGAGCUAAUAAGCAACCCCAGCCAGUUCUGUAGUCAGGACCUGUCUCAGGUGUUGACCUUGCCAGGGGCUGACAUUAAUGCCAUUGAACAACUGAAGGAUUCCUUGUGCCAGGUUAACACCACUGUCAUCUUGAAUGAGUUAAAGAGGCAGCUGGACAUCAACAGACUGACUGGACAGAUUACUGACAUUCUGAACUCGAAUAGCACUUCAUUUGACUGGAUAGCCUACAUGGUGAAGACCCAGAAGCUGAGUGACCUGAUCACCAGUCUGGCCACCAAUCUCUCCACCGCUGACUUCCUCAGGUCACUCAAUACCAGCCAGCUCCUGAAUCCUGGAGCCAUGCAGCCUUUCACAUUUGAUCCCAAGAUGGUGACUCAGUUGAUAACAUCUCUGGCUCCAUUGUUGAAUGGCAUGGACGCUUCACUGUUGAAUGGCAUGGCUUGGAACCUGCAGAUGAUCAAUGCACAGCUCUCCAGGCUGGCAGAUCAAGGAUGGACUGUAGAACGUCUGAUGCAGAACCAGACAGCCCUGGCUUCCUUCUUCAAGGACAUGAUGCGCCUUUCUGGCACAAUGGCCACUGGUUCUGUAUUACUAGAGAGAACAGAAGGCGUGAUGAAGGCAUUGAUGCGUGACAGCCCCACUGGACAGCUGGUGUGCCAAAACACAUCUGCAGUGACCACAUUACUGGAUAUGAAGCCAGCAAAGAUUGCCACCUUGCAGCAGAUCUGGUGCAACCAUCAGCCAGAUGCUGCCUGGAAGGCUCUCAGGCAAAAUAUGUCUGCAGGGGAGCUGUACAGCAUUGAGCAAACUCUCUGGCAAUGGAGAUAUAUGCAUGCUAUACGAGUGGGUGACUACACAUUUGCACUGAAUGUGACUUCUCCCAAUUUGGACUUGAACGCACUCACAGACAGUGUCAGGACGAUGAUAGGUGUGCUGGAAAAACUGCAGUUCAUGAACUCUGGACUUGGCACAUUCAAUGCCUCUUACUGGCUACAUGCUUUGAAUACAUUCAGUAUGGCAUCCACAGAGGGCAACAUACUGCUAAUGCUGGAUACCCUCCGCACCCUGGAUCCAUUGUUCAGUGACAGUGAGAUUUGGACAGAGCUGACAAAAUAUGUGAACGGAUAUGCUGUCUUUGCCAACUACCUCAACACACAGAUGGAGAAAAUGCAGGUUCGAAACUUCACGGUUCGGUUGGUGGACAUGCUUCCUGAUCCAGUCGCCAUGCAAGAGAUGCUGACUGCAGCCAUGAGCCCAGAGUUUGCUGCUGAGUUUAUGACAGCUGGCAUGUUCCCUAUCAAGUUCAUGGGCAUGUCCUCAGAUUUUGCCAGUAUGCUGUGUAAUGCGACAGCAUUUAACACCGUGUUCCACUUCCCAGAGGGCCUUGACACUGUGAAAAUCCAACAAAAGCUGUGUGCUACAGCCAAAAAUGAUUCUCUGUUUACUCAGAAAUUCUUGGAUGCAAUGGACAUGAAUAUGAUGGUCGAACAGAUGAGACGUGCAAUAGAACAGCCCAAGAGUAUGGAUACAUGGAGCUACGUGAUUGGCCAGAUGGAACGCAUGUUUAAGAACAUCGACAUGCUGUCCAAGUUUGGUGUAGACAUGGGUGGUAUGGGCAAAUACACAACCAUGCUCAGCAGCUUCCUUACAAUGCUCAAUGAGCCCAAUUACAACAGUGCUGGUGCCAUGUGUGAUGCCACAUUCUCUUACUUGAAGCAGAACACACCAUAUUACCAGCUGAUGAAGAACUCUCUGGUGGCCAACAAGUACAUGAUGGCCAUGCAGCUAGACCUGGUAGAAAUGGUAGCAGAAAUACCGAGAAUGAUGUGUGAUAAGGAUAUGGACAUGAUGAAAUUGUGGGAAGAGAUUAAAACCUCUGGUAUGCUGGACCAUAUGGAUAAGUUGACUAAAGUCUUAACUGGCAACCUGUCCGAGCCGUUCCUCUGCAGUGAUCUCACAACCCUCCAGUACCAGACUAUGGAACAGACCAACAGAACCAUCUUGCACCUCAUAGCCAACUCUAACCAAAUGGCGUAUUGUGCCAGGAAUAAUAUGUUUGUGGACAUGACUUUUGCACAGCAAAUGGAUUGGGUAAUGAGAAUGCUUGGGCAAAUGCAGACCAUCUUGAACAACCAAACUAACAUGGCAUUAGACAUGACUAUGCUGAAUCAAAUCAUGCCAUAUGUCCAGAUGAUCAGCAGUGCAUUCAUCCAACCUGAUCCAGUGUGGGCCAAUUUCACUGAGAUCUUGAGAAACCCCAGUGACCUGAACAAGUUCUUCCGUGAUGUGCUGAGUCUCAGUCCAGACAUGAUAGAUGCCAUACUUAAGUCGACAAUAGAUCUCAGCUUGAACUCUCUGGUGAACAAGACAGACAAAGAAGUUGCAACUUUGCUGUGCAAUUCCACAAAGUUGCAGGGACUUAUUCAGUUGCCUACAGCAUUUGGUAUUGAUGUUAGUGAAGUGAGUUCUGCUCUUUGCGGACCCAACAUCUCGCAGACAGUAAAGAUGAUCCAACAGAGCAUUGAUGUGGGCAGAGUGCUACUUGCAUUGUCCCAGACUACCUACAGCAUCAAUACAACAUGGGUAGACUCAUUCUCCAAGAACCUGCAGCAGUUGUUCCAGGUUGGCGAUGCCCUCUUUCAGCUGCAGGACGCCUUCUCCAGCCUCAGUCUGGACAAACUGGGAGAGGUCUUACCGCAGUUACAGACAUUCAUGCUCGAAAAUGGACCAGAUUUGUUGUUCAACAGCAUUCAGCAGAUUAUAGUAGACCUGAGCAAGGCCAUAACAGACCCCACAGUAAGGACACUCCUGCAGGACCUAGACGUCUUAGCCACUGGAAUCAAAGGUCUGAAUGUCAUCAAGGCCUUCAUGCCCCCCACUGUGAAGAUACAAGACGUGCUAAAGGACCCCAGCGCCUUCCAGACAUACAUGACAAGUGAGCUGGGACUACCUGUACCUGUGGCCAAUGCUGUACUGGGGAGCAGCUUGACGUAUACUGUGCUGUACAAUGCAAGCAAGAAUAUGUCUCCUGAAGACAUGAAGGAACUGUUCUGUAACCCAGACCAACUCGGCUCCCUUAUCCUCAUCAACUCUACGACAGUGACCUCUAUGGAUGUGAGCAAUGCCAUGUGCGCCAUCAGUAAGGACCUGGUGGCUAACAUCACAGAGAACUUACUGCUGAGACUGGGUGUAGGAGAGAUGGUGAAACAGUUUAUUGCAUCUGGUAUAGAUAGUGUGCUGCCAAGUACGACCGAUACUGAAAAUAUCAAGAGAGUCCUGAAGAACGUGGAGGCCACUAAGGCCACACUGGAAAGUGCAUUCAGAGGGUUUGCCAACCUGACUGCAAGCCUUCCAGCAGACUUUGCUGCCUUUGAUGACAGUGCUGCAUUUCCAAGUCCUUCAGCCUCUCCAACUCCAACCACUGGAUUAAACUUAACUCUAAAUGGGUAUCCAGGUACGUCUGCAUUGACAUCAAUGGGGUCCAUUAUUUGCGGCACGCAGUUAAAACUUGAUGAUGUCUUCCAACUGACCAGCCCUGGCACUUCUGGUAUCCCCACGGAAGAGAUGGAGAAAGAACAAGCCACUCUGCCUGGUGGAUUCUGUCAGGAUAUGUACAUGAAUGUCAUACAGGAGAAAGGUGGCGCUGUCAUCUGGUCCUACAUCAAACCUUUGCUGAGAGGAAAGAUUCCGUUUGCUCCUAACACUCCUACAACUAGAGCAAUCAUUGAGAAGACCAAUUUCACAUUUGCUGAGCUGGAGAAGACCAAAGAUUUCAUGCAGGUUUUCCUGGAUGGUUCAGAGAGUUUGGCUGCUUUGAUGAACAGAUCUCAACAAUUAAAUGAAAUCACGGCAGCUCUGUCCAAUCCAUUUGUUAGUGGUGCACUGGAGCAGACCUUGGGCAUGAACGGCCAGCAGCUUGCUACCAGUCUGGAACAAUUUAACACCCUGCCAAAAGAAGAACUGGACAAGAUCAAGUCACUUGUUAGAAUAGUUCUGAGGUUCUACGACUGCUUUCAAUUGGACAGAUUUGAGGGUUAUGACUCAGAGGAAGAAGUUGUCAACAGGGCUAGAGAACUCAGACGAACAAACGAGCUGCAAGCAAGUAUUGUUUUCCUGGAUAUGGAUAGUGCUAACAACCGUAAGAAGCGGUCUGAGCCAGUGGUGGACUUGCCAAAACACAUCAAAUACAAGAUCAGAAUGGACAUAGAAAAUGUGCCAAGGACGGAUAAGCUCAAAACUAUUAUAUGGAUGCCAGGUCCAGAGGCCAACUUUGCCAGUGACAUGAGGUACAUGCGUGGGUUCGUCCAGAUGCAGGACAUGAUUGACCAUGCCAUUAUUGACCUUCAGGCUGGCCAGAGUGUGACCAAGCCAUCUGUGGCAGUCCAGCAGUUCCCCUAUCCCUGCUACCACACUGAUGACUAUAGCAGCUAUUUUAUUCGUUACCUCCUCCCUGUUGUAAUAACCCUGGCAUUUGUUGGCUUAAUAGCCGUAGCUAUCAAAUCUGCUACAUACGAACGUGAAAAAGGCCUGGACGAGGUGAUGAAGAUCAUGGGGAUGCGCCCCCUGGUGAGCUGGUUGGGAUGGUUCUUCACCACCAUGUUCACCAUGACUGUCACAGUUGCUCUGAUAACUCUGAUCCUCAAAGUCAGCAACGUUGUCAUCUACAGCGACCCCCUGCUGCUGUUUGUGUUCCUCCUCGUGUUUGCAUUCUCUACCGUUAUGAUGUGCUACCUGAUCAGUUCAUUCUUCACAAGAACCAAUGUGGCAGCUCUGGUUGGCAUCCUUGUCUACCUCAUCACCUACUUGCCAUAUGUGGUGGUGGUUACCAUGGAGCAGGAAAUGGUGUUCUGGCAUAAGAUUCUUUCUUGUCUGUCAUCUACCACAUCCUUUGGUUAUGCCUGUUCUUACUUGGCAAGAUAUGAGUUACAAGCUGUUGGCAUGAACUGGCAGAAUAUUGAUGAGAGUUUGAUACCUGGAGAUCAGUUCAACCUAGCUUGGGCCAUUUAUAUGAUGUUGAUCGACAGCGCCAUCUAUCUGUUGAUUGGGUGGUAUGUCAGGCAUGUCAAACCAGGAAAGUUUGGACUCCCACAACCAUGGUACUUCCCUGUUUCCCCUUCAUACUGGGGCUGCAGGUCCUCUAAGAAGUACAAGUCUGUCAACGGUGUGUAUGGCAAUGGAAAUGCUCUAAAUGAGAAACAAGCUUCAAAUUUUACAGAGUUCUCUUCUGGCAUUCCUUUGUGUUCAGAACAACGUUCAUGGUUUCGUAGCAGGAAUUCCAAUAAGUAUAUAUUGGAUCACAUUGGUUUGCAAAAUCUGCAAAAUGAUUUCAACAACCCAUGGACAGAAAUGAACCCGGCCGUCCUCCCAGUGGGGAUCUCCAUACAGAACCUCACCAAGGUCUACAAGAAGGGCAAGUGCUGUGGUGAGAGUGGCUCACACAGGGCCGUGAAUGGACUGUCCAUUGACUUCUAUCAGGGUCAAAUUACUUCAUUCCUUGGACACAACGGGGCUGGAAAGACCACCACCAUCAACAUGUUGACUGGCAUGUUCCCUCCCAGUGAAGGCACUGCUGUCAUCUAUGGUAAGGACAUCUACAGUGACUCCUCUGACAUCAGGGACAACCUUGGAUUCUGUCCUCAGCAAGAAGUGCUUUUUGACUUCUUGUCUGUGAAGGAACACCUGGAGUUUUACUGUGGUCUGAAGGGAAAAUCUGGCAAGUUUAUUGUCAAGGAUGAAGUGGAUAAUAUGUUGCAAAACAUGGGGCUGUGGGCAAUGCGUCAUGAGCCAGUGUCUCACCUCUCUGGGGGAAUGCAGCGCAGACUGUCAGUAGCGAUAGCCUUCAUCGGGGGCUCUCAGGUGGUCAUCUUGGACGAGCCUACCGCCGGUGUGGACCCUAGUGCCAGGAGAGCCAUAUGGGAUGUUAUCCUUGAACACAGAAAAGAUCGCACCAUCUUGCUGUCUACACACCACUUGGAUGAGGCCGAUGUGAUCAGUGACAGAAUUGCCGUGAUACACAAGGGCAAGCUGCUAUGCUGUGGUUCCUCCAUGUACCUGAAGAAGAACUUUGGCAGUGGUUACAUGCUUACCAUGUCCAAGAUGAUGGGAAAACAACCAGUGGAUAUGGGAGCAUCAGCUGAUGGGAGUGAAAAGAAGAAAUCCCUGUGUGACACCAGCAAGGUCAUGACCUUCAUCCAGCAGUACAUCCCUGGUGCCGCCCUGGUGGAGGACUUGGGACAAGAGAUGAUGGUGGGACUGCCUGUGGGAGAGGGACAACAGAAAUGGUUCCACACAUUCUUCAAGAAACUGGAUGAGAACAUGGACCAACUGGGCAUUGCAAAUUAUGGCAUCACUGAAGCCACCCUUGAAGAGGUGUUCCUUAAGAUCUGUGGCCAAGCAGAUGAGGGAAAACCUUUGGACAGUUCUGAACUGAAGAAUAAACGAAUCAGGAGAGACAGUGAUGCCAGCGCCACCGACAGCGGAAUUAUCUCUGAGGGAAGUGGAUCUGGUGCUAGCAGCGAGUGUGGAACCACUGCAACGUCUGGAAAAUGGGGAAGCACCAAGACCAAGAAAGGCGCCAGUCUUGGAUUUGCUCAGUUUGGUGCUCUACUCAGUAAACGUUUCCACCAUGCCAGGCGGGACAUCCGAGGCUACAUCACCAUCCUGGUCUUGCCCUGUAUCUUUGUUGCCAUGGCGAUGGGAUUCUCCCUGAUACGACCAAGAAAUGUGGAUCACCCAGACCUGACUCUGGCUCCAUCCCUGUACCUGCCCAAUAAUGUCUUCUUCAAGAAUGAAGCCCCAGGAGAUUCUAUGACUAGGAGUUUUGUAGAACAGUUGAGUUCUUCUCCAGGAAUUGGAACGAGGUGUAUGGCAGAUGGUGGAAUGGGACCUGGAUUCCCAUGUAUGUCAGUGUCCAGUGAGAUAAAGGGAAGUAGUACAGGGAAUGGGCUACCUAACUGUACCUGCCCUACCACUGGAGACUACACCAACAAGCGUCAAUGCAACUAUGACAACUAUGUAGAACCUCAGCACUGGGAAACUAACACCACAGAGACAGUGUGGAACCUGAAGGACCGUGAUGUGGCCAACUGGAUCCUCAAUACACAUGAGAUGUUUGUGGAAAAGAGAUAUGGUGGCUGGAGUUUUGACAGUACCAAAGCCAAGGUUUGGUUUAACAACAAGGGCCACCAUGCCCUCCCAUCCUUUGUCAAUGCCAUGAGCAACCUCAUCCUCAGGGCAAACAUCAAUGAAACAGUGCGAGGAGACCAGGCUGAUUAUGGAAUUACUGUACACAACCAUCCUCUGGCCCUGUCUGCACAGCAACUUAGUCAGGAGACACUGACCCAAAAGGCUGCCGACACUGGCAUAGCUGUCACCAUUCUGUGUGCAUACAGCUUUAUCCCUGCUGCCUUUGUCAUCUACCUGAUCACGGAGAGACUGAGGAAAGAGAAGCGUCUGCAGUUUGUCAAUGGCGUAGGGCCUGGGCUGUACUGGUUUGCUGCCCUGGUCUGGGACUUACUCCAGUACCUGAUACCAGUGGGGCUUGGCAUAGGCAUCAUUGCCAUAUUCCAAAUAGACAUCUACACAGCCAGACUGAACUUACCAGCGGUGGCCUUGUUGCUGUUCAUGUAUGGCUGGGCCUGUAUCCCAGGCAUGUACAUGACAGUGAAGAUUUUCAAGGACUCGGCUACAGCAUACAUGGUCCUAUUCCUGACCAAUAUGGGCAUAGGAAUCCUGACCACUCUCAGCAUCUUCCUGCUCUCAAGUCUCUUCUGGAUCGAGAUUCUCCAAGACGUCAUGGUCAUUCUGGACAAAGUGUUCCUGAUCUUCCCCCAGUACUGUCUGGGAGGUGGACUGGUCAAGCUGACCAGGAACCAGCUUCAGGCCAAUGUGUUCAGCAUCUUUGGCCAGGACACUUACGUGAACCCAUUCUCCUACGAAAUGCUGGCCUGGCACUUUGUGGCUCUGGCAAUAGAGGGCAGUGUGUUCUUCAUCAUCACUUUGCUCAUAGAGUACAAGUGCUGUGGAUCUUGCUGUAUCAGACAGAAGAAGCCUGCACCGGCUGACUACAAGGAAGACGAUGAUGUGGGAAGAGAGAGACAGAGGGUGAUUUCUGGACAAACUGAGUCUGAUUUACUGGUGUCUAGUGGAUUGUCCAAGGUUUACGGCAACUGUAUGAGACGUUCAGUGAUGGCAGUGGACAAUGUCACAUUUGGUAUCCCUAGAGGAGAGUGUUUUGGUUUACUUGGAGUGAAUGGAGCUGGGAAGACAACAACCUUCAAGAUGCUGACUGGAGACACUAAGAGAUCUUCUGGAUUUGCACUGCUGAAUGGCAAGAACAUUACCAGCGACAUGGACAACAUGGCCCAGAAUGUGGGCUACUGUCCACAAGUGGAUGCCCUGGACGACUACCUGACCGGCCGAGAGCUCCUCACUGUGUAUGCUAAGAUCAAGGGAAUACCAGGCAGUGAAAUCAAGGCUGUUGUGGACACAGCCCUGACAAAGCUCCAACUCCAACUUUACGCGGACAAAGCUGUGAAGACCUACAGUGGUGGCACCAAGAGGAAGCUGUCCACAGCAGUGGCACUGCUCGGAGAGCCGGACAUUGUCUUCAUGGAUGAGCCAACCACUGGAAUGGAUCCUGUGACAAGGAGACUGGUCUGGAACACCAUACGCAGGGUUGUGAAGGAGGAUCGCUCAGUGUUGCUGACAUCCCACAGUAUGGCAGAGUGCGACACUCUGUGUACUCGUUUGGCCAUCAUGGUCAAUGGACAGUUUAAGUGUCUGGGCAGUCCUCAACAUCUGAAGAGUAAAUAUGGCACUGGAUACAUCAUGAAGAUCCGCGUGGCUUACCAGGAUAAUGGUCUUCCCGACCUUGGCUCUGUCACUGACUUUGUUCAGGGAACUUUCCCAGGAGUGGCACUCAAGGGCCAACAUGGUAACUUGCUGGAGUUCCACAUUCCAUCUGAGGUUGCCAAACUGUCGUUCAUCUUUGGAAUUAUUGAGAGUGAGAGGGAGAGACUGUGGAUAGAAGAUUACUCUCUUUCACAGACAACAUUGGACCAGGUGUUUAUCGGAUUUGCUGAGCAGCAGACAGAUGGAGUGAUCAUCGAGGAAGUUGGUGAUGAAGAAAAUUUGAAGUCCCACAUUUACGCAGCCCCGAGAGGCAACCAAUCAUUUGAUAACAAGGCAUACGAAGUAGGAUUCUACCCUCAGCAUGGCGGCAAGGGUGCUUCUCGUUAUGGGCAGAAUAUUCUGCAUUCCAGUGAAGGGCAGGUCCCACUUCCACUGGCAGAAGAUAAGGAAAUGCCAGACAACGCUUACAGCACAAGGUUGUAAUAAAACCAGGGGUCAUUCUUUGGACUUAGGACUUGCAUAGAGGUUACUGAAAACACCUUUAGUGUCAGAAAGUGAUUUAUGCUCUAUGUUUUUAUCAUAAUUUUAAUUGAGGACGAAUGGUCCAAUAGGACUCAAUGAAUGUGAAAUAUUAAUAUGAAGAGAUUCAUGGGAAUGGUUUUUUUUUUAAAUAUAUCAUCUUAAUGAUUGCAUUUUAAUAGGACUCUUAACAGAAAAGGACUUUAAACAUAAAACAAUACAUGAAUUUUCAAGUUGUUAUAUCGUUGACUUUUACUGGUGAUAAGCAAAGCCAAAAGAUUGUUUGAAUUUUGUAAUGUAUUGGAACCUAGUGGAGCAAUGCCACUGGAUUGUAUAAUAGCACAUUCUGAGAUUAUUGAAAUCCACAGUCAAUAUUUUUAUAUAAUUUGUAUUUAUUAUUAAGGAGAUAUAUAUAUAUUUAAAAAGGACAAUUUUUUAGGAUUUGUAAUUUUCCAUUACCUUUGUAGAGCAUUGAAUAAUAUGUACAUUCCCUUCAAGUAAAACCUGUCAAAAUGGUUAAUAUUGUCAAUUUUAAAAUAACACAUGUAUUUUCUAUAUUUCAUUCGUUACCUAGUACUAUGAAAGAAUAACAAGCUAGAAUAAGAUUAGAGAAAAUGUAUAGGGUAAUGAGUUACAAAUGCUUCUUUUAUUUCACACUAAAAUUGAAACAACUUUUUUUCUAGUUACUCUACACUCACACACAUACAAAUAGAAAAAAAAAAAACAAAAGAAAAAAGAUUUACUAUUGUAAUGACUUCCAGUACAAAUUAGACGACUUCCUUCCAAGUAUAUUCUAUAUAAUUUAUCUUGAUAACAUAGAUAUUGUAGAUGACAUUAAAUUAAUGUUUAGUUGCUGUGUGUGAUAUUUUCACAGAUUUUACCAAUUUGUCUUUUGCAACUGAUCAAUGCAAUUUGGCGUGAUAUACCUGACAGUUGGGUAAAAUGCCUUUGACAUAUUUUCUCUCCUUGAGGAGUAUAUUCCUAGUCUUCUUUGAGCUUUUAGUUAACUUUAAGCUGGUCAGUGUUUACUCAAGAAGAGCAUGUGCCAUCCGAAGAGAUGUUGGUUAUGAAUUUGACUGCUAGUUGAACUUUGAGUCAGUGUACUUAAAUCUUAAAUGCUGGAGGAAAAGGACAUGCCAUUUGUUAUCAACACAACAAUGCAAUUUUAAAAUUAAUAAAAUUAUAUGCCCCA